Messenger RNA from Fusarium vanettenii 77-13-4, 1332 nucleotides. RefSeq lists its product as uncharacterized. Bases 1 to 1332 code for a protein of 443 amino acids. NCBI's taxonomy places the organism in Eukaryota, Fungi, Ascomycota, Sordariomycetes, Hypocreales, Nectriaceae. The transcript has a single exon. The record is from RefSeq and is a predicted model, not a curated record.
AUGUCGGAUACACAGGGUACGCCAGCUGGGACGCCUCCCGAUGGCCUCUCGAGACUUCCAGCGCGCACACAAAAGGGCAUUGAUGGCAUUCAAAAACUCAUGGGCAAGACUCCCAUGGAGCUCAUUCCCGAAUGCCCAAACACACGAUGGUCUAUGAACUUGGUUGAGGAGUUUCGAUCGCUCGUCAAUGUGGUCAAGAAGCAACGCAACCCCACGCCGUACUCUUUCGACGAGAUCAAGUCCUUCCUCCUCGAGAAGGUGCAGGAGCACGAUCUCAAAAAGCGGACCAGUCUGGAGGCAAGCGACGUUAGGGCGGCCAAGUACCAUUUCUUCGGCGGCGGGCAGGGCGCUGGAGAAGACAAUGGCGAUGAGGAUAAUGCAGUACCGGGCCUUCGAAACAAGAGACUAACCAGGGAAUCUUCGGCGGAGACCAUACCACAGUCCGCGACUCAUAGCUCACCAUCAACCGCAGAGCACCCACGAGACUCUAUCACUGUCGAUCCCCAGCUGAAUAUAUCGGCAUUUGGAACCAGCACCGCCUCCGGGGUGCGAGCCGAUCGGGUUGCCAUCGACAGCCACAAACUGAUGGUGGCUUCUCAAGUUCCGCGCUGUUCGAUGAGCCCGAUUCGUGACGAUGAGCAAUCCCCCGAGGGCCCUAUCAACGAUCACACGGCAUCUACCCUCCCUUUUCCCAGCAGUGAUGAAAGAGACUUCAGAACUGGUCUCAGCAACGUCAUCCAACAAUGCGAAACCUCGGUCGGCUUUUUGAUUGCCAGGGCAGGUCGGGAGCAGGCCUCAGGGGCAGAACAACAACAGCGAAAUCUGAACCAUGCUAGGGAUAUCCACAAACGCCACGAGGGAGAGGUGGCCAAGCACAAUAAGACCUCAGCCGAGGCAAAAGAUAACCUGGUUCGGGCGACAAAGAUGUUGGAGGUGGCUGAGGCACUUUUCGCGGCACUUGAAAACGCUGUCGGGACUCUUGAUGCACCGCCAGAGACGUAUCUCGCUCAGGUUACACAUAGCCGAGACAAGGCAAUCAUCAAGCACGAUUUGGCAUCUCAAAGGGAUAAUAUUGAGGUUAAAAAAUUGAAGAAAGCAAAGAGAAAUCGAGCUGAAGUGGCACAGCAGGUGGUCGAUCUGCAGGCAGAACUUGAAACGCAAGAGGAUGAUCAGGCCAAGGAUGCACAGGCCAUGGUGGGAGCAGAGACCCUCCGCAAGCUUCCUAAGCUUCAUGUUACAGACUUGAAGCCACUGAUUGAUGGAUUCCCCGGGUUCAUGGAUGCGGUUGAUCGCAUGGCAGAAAAUAGGAAGGGAAAGGAGCUUGGCCAAUAA